UUAUUUGCCACUACCGCCAAAUGGCGUUACGCUGAAAAUAUGAGGGCAUUGACGGGCGAAAUGAGUCCAAGUGCAGAAAUGGCUAGCCCAACGUUACCAGCUGUGAAGUUUUCAUACAGCCACGCCCACGAAGAACUUGCCAAACACCAAAACAAGAGUAAAAGUGAUAGGUCACGAGAUUCACUGAGCCGUGCCAGAACAACUCUUCCACCCUCGCCGAAUGGUGUUGUAGUUCAAAACGGAAUGGACCUACACCAAGCUUACAAACGAAGGACUUCUGCAAUGAAAGCAAAUAAUAACCCAAUGGUGAAUACUGAACUUCCUGAAGUACAAGAUAACAAAGACACCACUCGAAAGAGUUCGAAACUGGCGAGAGAAAUUUAUGAAAAAUAUAACAUGAAAUCUAAAACACAUAAUGCAUUGCCAGGAAAACAGACAGUAAAUGGAUUCGAACAAUAUUCAAUGCCGUGGCGAAAUAAGACAUUUCUUUCCUUACCGUUAAGGUUUAACGGAACCGUGAAUCACAAAAAUAAUAACUUAAAGAGAGAAAAAACAUACAUUUCGGACAUGAAGUACAACACUAACGACCUUGACGAAGAACUAGAUUACACAAGUGACUGGAAGGACAUUCCUCACUGGUGAUUAUAUUGACAGAAAGAUAUUCCAAAUGCUAGAAUGCCAUCAAGGACAGUAGCUUUAAGUCGAAAAGUCUGUAAAUUUCUUAAGUACAUCUAUUUCAUGUAAUGUUUUGAAUUUAACUUAACUAAACUUGCCUCUUACAGAAGCGGCAUGGAGGUACUGAAAUUGUAAGGUUGACAUGUGAAAUGUCGUUUGCACGACAAGAAAACUUUAGUUACAGCUUUGUAUGAAAGUGACGUAAUCGAAUACUUUCAAUUCGUUCUUUUGGUGAAGUUUAUAGGGAUAGACUUUUCCUCCAGUCUGGAUCAAUAUAAUUAUGAUUUUUUUAACAGACGGCUGCCAAAGUCUCCUAAGAUCCCUUCCAAUUAGAUUGAAUCAGAUGGCAUUAACCAAAGUUUUACUUAUUUACUUAUAUAUUUUGUCAAGGUUAGGCGAGUAUGGUUAAUUUUGUUGACACAUUUAAUUUUAAAUGACGAAAAGUCUUCAAAACGCUCCAUUCAUCAUUGAUAUCGUAAGUGCCUUAUGUCAUUGCACUUACACGCGUUCGUAUCGAUAUAAAAAUAGUACGGACACAUUAAAUAUAGAAAAUUCUAUUCAAACAGUAUUUUUCAAUUGAAAAAUAAAUAGAACAGCAUCAAAUGAUAGAUACCGUUACUAUUUCAGUGGUUGCUUGAAUUUGCAAACAUUUCAUAUUUUCUAAUAUUUCUGCAUAUUUCGAUCAAAUGUCUUUGUUUUACUGGUGCAUUUAUGUUUUUUUACAGCUCAACUUUUCUAAAAUUUUGUGACAACCAAACUGUUGACCGGUAACAGCAUAAAUAAAACUUGCUAUGGCUAAGAUAUAUUAUAAAAUUACCGUUCAUACUAUUAUGCGUUACGAAAGAAACUAUUUCUUUUUUUCAUCAUAGUGAAAAUGCUAAAAGGUCAACUGUUUGGCUUUUGUCCGUAAAUUAUUUACAUGCUUAUUUAUUUUUCAUCUUGUUGUUUACCCAUUCAUAGAAUCUGGUCAUUAUUUAUAUUUAUUGAUGGACAUAGUCCUGUCUUUUCCUUUCACCACAUUCCGAUAUUCUAUGUAUUUAUUAAGCCACUUGACACAGCUUAAGUGGUCAUAUAGGAAUCACUUUGUUUCAGUCCACAGGUCCGCCCGUCAACACAUGCGUCCAAACGUUUGGCCUCAGGAUCAAAUGGAAUAAUUGAAACAGAUUUUGUAUCAGUUAUCGAUCGCUCCCUUUUUAAUUGGUGUACCUAAUGUCUCUGUAUUUUAAUCAGAAUGACUAAACAUUUUGGUCACACAGUAAAGUACGAAACUAAUGCCACUCCAAAAUUUUAUGAACUACUUUUAUCUUCUAAAACUAGGCGGUUUGGUUAUUAGGUCAGAUUUGAAAAAUCCUUUUACGUUGAUCAUCAGAGAAAGUAGAGAUUAAAGGAUUAAAGCAUAUUUCUAGAAAUGCCGGUAAUAUGUUUGAAAAGAAUAGGAAUGGGCCUGAAGGAAAUAUAUAUGACGUUAUAUCGGCAGUAAAUGUUCAAACACUCAGUUUAUAUCAGUCUGUUCUCCUUUUGGAUUGUUUUGUCACUUAUCAGUUCAUAUAGCAGUAAAACAGUUAUGGACAACACAAAAUAUCCCGAACAUGUCUAUUUAUAACUCUUGCCUAGGUCAUUGCUUUCUUUCGCAGUAGAUAAUGAUAAUUGUUGUUAUCACUGAAUGAAUGACACAAAAUGUCAAGAUAAUUUAGAAGGAGACAUAAACAUAGGUAUGAAGCAAUUUCAGAUACAUGUAUUACUUUUCUUUGUUGUCUUUGAAUCGUUAUAUAUGUCGUUUUGACAAUAAAUCUAAAGUUUGAA
Mercenaria mercenaria is the source of this 2478-nucleotide messenger RNA. RefSeq lists its product as uncharacterized. The record is from RefSeq and is a predicted model, not a curated record. Lineage: Eukaryota; Metazoa; Mollusca; Bivalvia; Venerida; Veneridae. The transcript has 2 exons. The coding region runs from base 40 to 642 and encodes 200 amino acids.